CCGCCAAGGCCGAGUCCAGGGUCCAAGGCCUGGGCAGCAGGCCCAGGGGAUACCCCGUUCCCCCGGCGCCAUGGCCGCUGAGGUGGUGGUUGUGGGAUCCUGUAUGACCGACCUGGUCAGCCUUACUACACGGUUGCCAAAAGCUGGAGAAACCGUCCUUGGACAUAAGUUUUUCAUUGGUUUUGGUGGGAAAGGAGCCAACCAGUGCGUCCAGUCUGCUCGACUUGGGGCCAAGACCUCACUGAUCUGCAAGGUUGGGAAGGAUUCCUUUGGCAAUGAUUAUGUUGAAAAUUUGAAGAAGAAUGGUAUUUCUACAGCAUUUGUAGGUCAGACUGCAGAUGCUGCUACUGGAACUGCUUCAAUAAUUGUCAACAGUGAAGGACAGAAUGUUAUUGUCAUAGUCCCAGGAGCCAACCUGCUUUUAAAUUUUGAAGAUCUGAAGAGGGCUUCUGAUGUCAUCUGUAAAGCCAAAGUGGUUGUUUGCCAGCUAGAAAUAACUCCUGCUGUUUCUCUUGAAGUUCUGAAAAUGGCACGUGCCAGUGGAGUAAAGACUUUAUUUAAUCCAGCUCCAGCCCUUGCUGACCUAGAUCCACAAUUUUAUACCCAUUCCGAUAUCUUCUGCUGCAAUGAAACUGAGGCAGAAAUUUUAACGGGCAUCCCAGUUGGCAACCUUGAAGAUGCUGGAAAGGUGGGACGCAUGCUGUUAGAAAGAGGGUGUAAGCUCGUAAUUGUUACUCUUGGAGCAGAAGGCUGCAUGAUGAUAUCAGUAGAAGAACCCAUUCCAAAGCACGUUCCUGCUGGGAAGGUCAGGGCUAUGGACACUACGGGAGCUGGAGACAGUUUUGUGGGAGCACUGGCCUUCUACCUGGCUUACUAUCCCAAGUUACCCAUGGAGGAAAUGGUCAGGAAUUCUAACUACGUCGCAUCAGUGAGCGUCCAGGCAGCAGGGGCACAAUCUUCAUAUCCUUAUAGGAAGGACUUGCCCCAGAACCUCUUCUAACUGACAUUGGUUAGCUCAAGGAAGGUGCUGGUGCAGAACUUCCCCUCCAAGGAAUGACCAGUUCGUGGUCACUACUGUUGAAUCUGUGGCUGGUAGGUUAGACAAACUCGCAAUCCUGCCAUUGAAUUCCUGCUGUGGAAAAUGUUAAUUUUUAUUGCCGUAUAAAACAAUAGCUCCUUUGAAGAUUACAGCCUCUUUCACAAUGGAAAACACAAUGGGAUUUGCUAUUUAAUUUUUUUUUAAUUGAGUACUGUAAAAAUAACUCAAAAGAUAAAUAAAUGUUACUCUGAUGAUCUA
Neopsephotus bourkii (Bourke's parrot) is the source of this 1297-nucleotide messenger RNA. It is a transcript of the gene RBKS, whose product is annotated as ribokinase. Gene Ontology annotation, molecular function: ribokinase activity. NCBI's taxonomy places the organism in Eukaryota, Metazoa, Chordata, Aves, Psittaciformes, Psittacidae. Gene Ontology annotation, biological process: D-ribose metabolic process. Bases 71 to 1000 code for a protein of 309 amino acids. The record is from RefSeq and is a predicted model, not a curated record. The transcript has 9 exons.